AUGAAAGCCGUUCGAUUUCACGGACGUGGAGAUAUUCGCGUGGACCAACUUGAAGAGCCGCGGUGCGGGAAGGGCGAAGUAAAGAUGAAGCCUGCCUAUGUAGGGAUUUGUGGAAGCGAUUUUCACGAAUAUACUUCUGGGCCUGUUCUGGUUCCUAAGACCGAGCAUCCCAUCACUGGAGAGAAAUCUCCCAUCACUAUGGGUCAUGAGUUUAGCGGCACAGUAGAAGAAGUUGGAGAGGAUGUCAAGCAUGUUGUUCCUGGUCAACGAGCUGUCGUUCGACCCACGAUUUUCGACGAGAAAUGUACAGCCUGCAAGCAAGGAUAUAGGCAUUGCUGUAAGAAUAUUGGAUUUAUUGGGCUAAGUGGUUUUACUAACCAAACGCAAGGGUACGGCGGUGGCAUGGCCCAUCACAUAGUCGCCCCGGCCGAACACUUCUACCCGCUGCCUGACAAUGUCUCCUUCGAAAUGGCAGCACUUAUCGAACCGCUUGCGGUGGCCUGGCAUGCAGUCAAUAUUUCUCCAUUCAAAGAUAACGAUAAUGUGCUGGUCCUGGGAGCUGGGCCGAUUGGAAUCGGAGUGAUCCAAAUCCUCAAGCUGCAUGGUGCAAAGAGGAUUACAGUCGUGGAGAUGAUGGAAAACCGCAAGAAUCUCGCCGAGCACUAUGGUGCUGAUAACAUCUUUGAUCCUCAUGAACUAGACAUCCCGGAAGAGGUGUUGAAGGUGACUGAGGAGAAAGGAGUGGAUGUUAUUUUCGACACAGCAGACGUUGAAAGUGCGCUUAAUGGAAUUAUACCAGCAUGCCGAGUCCAUGGGACAAUCGUUAACAUAGCAGUUUGGGAGACCAGACCGGCUGUCAAGGUAAAUGACCUGACAUACAAGGAAAUUAAUUAUAUGGGUGCUGCUUUGUAUGAUGAGAAGUCGUUCAAGGACGUAAUCCAGGCAUUGAGCAAUCGUCAGCUGAGGCCCGAAAAGAUGAUUACAGCCAAGAUCAAGCUGGGCGAUGCAGUGGAAAAGGGAUUCCAAGAGUUGAUUGAUCAUAGAGAUCGCCAUUGUAAGAUCCUAAUUGAUGCGCAAACAUCCUAG
Penicillium lagena is the source of this 1086-nucleotide messenger RNA. Its product is annotated as 2,3-butanediol dehydrogenase. Gene Ontology annotation, biological process: butanediol biosynthetic process. The transcript is spliced from 5 exons. Gene Ontology annotation, molecular function: (R,R)-butanediol dehydrogenase activity; zinc ion binding. Bases 1 to 1086 code for a protein of 361 amino acids. NCBI's taxonomy places the organism in Eukaryota, Fungi, Ascomycota, Eurotiomycetes, Eurotiales, Aspergillaceae. The record is from RefSeq and is a predicted model, not a curated record. Gene Ontology annotation, cellular component: cytoplasm.